CUCAGGAGAACAAAGGAACUUGGGAUUUCUCUGCCUGGAAAAGGUCUCCUGAAAACUUGUGGAGGGGUUCUGGAGCAAUGCAAAGCAAGCGACUGCAGGUGCCUCUCCUCCACUCAUCAUGUGUACAGGGAAGUGUGCCCGAUGUGUUGGGCUCAGCCUCAUCCCAAUGUCCCUCAUCUGCAUAGUGGCCAACAUCCUCCUUCUGGUGCCCAAUGGCGAGACCAAAUGGACUGAACAUCUCAGCCUGCAUGUGAAGCUCUUGGCAGGCUUUAUUGGUGGAGGCAUUAUGGUGCUAUGUCCUGGAAUAUCUGCUAUUCGAGCUGGGGGCAAAGGGUGCUGUGGAGCUGGUUGCUGUGGAAAUCGUUGUCGGAUGCUGAGCUCCGUCUUCUCUUCGGCUAUCGGGGCUAUCGGAGCCCUUUACUGCCUCUCGGUGUCCGCAACAGGGCUUGAGACUGGGCCCAAAUGCCUGACAGAGCUACCUAACAAGUGGAGCUACCCCUUCGAAAACAGCAAUGGGAAUUACCUGAGCAACAGUUCGUUGUGGGACCAGUGCCUGGAGCCUCCGAAAGUGAUUUUGUGGAACUUGACUCUGUUCGCGCUGCUGGCGGUGGUGUCAGCUCUGGAGCUAGUGUUGUGCGGCAUACAGCUAGUGAAUGGUGUCCUAGGAGUUUUCUGCGGGGACUGCCGGAAAAAAGGAGAUUCUUGAGCACUGAAGCUGCGAGGUUCAAGAGUCUGCCAGAAAGCUGUUUCCAACGAGCUGGGGUGGGUUGUCCCCACUUCUCUUCUCCACUCACCCUCCAUCAGCUGAAAUAAAGUACCCUGAUUCGCAAUGCCUCCGA
This is a messenger RNA of Vombatus ursinus (common wombat), 839 nucleotides long. RefSeq names its product transmembrane 4 L six family member 5 (gene TM4SF5). Bases 119 to 706 code for a protein of 195 amino acids. The record is from RefSeq and is a predicted model, not a curated record. Gene Ontology annotation, cellular component: membrane. NCBI's taxonomy places the organism in Eukaryota, Metazoa, Chordata, Mammalia, Diprotodontia, Vombatidae. The transcript has 6 exons.